This is a messenger RNA of Brassica oleracea var. oleracea, 1536 nucleotides long. RefSeq names its product probable 37S ribosomal protein S28, mitochondrial. Gene Ontology annotation, cellular component: ribosome. Gene Ontology annotation, molecular function: structural constituent of ribosome. Gene Ontology annotation, biological process: translation. Lineage: Eukaryota; Viridiplantae; Streptophyta; Magnoliopsida; Brassicales; Brassicaceae. Bases 82 to 1326 code for a protein of 414 amino acids. The transcript is spliced from 5 exons. The record is from RefSeq and is a predicted model, not a curated record.
AUCUCUCUCCAUCAUCAACGACUACACUACACACUUAAAACCCUAAGGAAAGCAUUUCAGAGCCGUCAGAGAUCAGUUUCAAUGGCGUUUCAUCUCGCCAGACGCAAACAAAGGCUCCAUUCUAACCCAUACCUGAUUCAUCUCUUCUCAACCUCCUCCUCCUCCGCAUCUCCUCAAGACGGGAACGAAUCUGGCGAACAACAACCUUCUCAGUCACCGUCGGAUUUCAAAAUCUCUUCCUACUUCAGUGGCAUCAAAAGCAGCUUGAAACAGCAACCCCAGCAUCAGGCUCAAGACGGGAGGAGACAAUUAGCCGGAUUCGAUCCCAAAGCUCCCUCCUUUUCCGGUUCCGGCGGAGAUUUUCAGGAUGUCAGGAGGAAUCUCAACGAGUUCCGACGCAGAGCAGCAGCUCCUCCGGCGAGGGAUUUGCAGGAUCUGUACAAGCAGAACGUGCUAUCAAAGUCGGGAGAUUUGGGGGCUGGUAAGGUCGAAGGUUCGCCUUUUGAAAACUUAAAGAAAAACUUGAGGCAGAUGAGGCCACAAGAGACCAGAUGGUCAAACCUAUCAAGCCUCCAGAGCAUUAUGAAGGCAAAAGACAGUGGUAAUGUCCGUUCAAACGUGUUCGGUGGGGGAGAGGGGUUGCCCAUUUCAGUGUUCGGGGAGGAGAUAGAGGAAAGGAAGAAGAUGGGAGAUGAUUCAGAGGAGAUGAAGUCGGAGUUUAUCAAGAGCUACAACACUAAAGAACUGGGGGAGAUUCUAAGACAGUACAGACCAGAGGGGAAGAGAGAAGAAGGUUGGUUCUCGUUGCAGGAGCUGAACCAGAGGCUUGUUAAGCUGAGAGAGGUGGAAGAGGCAGCAGCGCAGGGAGCGAGGAAGGGGAUUGCCUUCGAUGAUCUGAGGUCUGAGAUUCAACAAGCUAGAAAAUCACAAGCCUUUCAGAACUUGGAUUUUUUCAGCGUUUUAAAUGGUACCCCAAAGUAUUUGCUUGAGCCUCCGAAAGAUGAGCUAGUUCAAACUUAUUUCCACCCGGAUAACAUGUCAUCUGCGGAGAAGAUGAAAAUCGAGCUUGCAAAGGUCAGAGAAGAGUUCAAGAUGUCGGAAUCUGAUUGUGGUUCUGCACGUGUUCAAGUGGCACAACUGACUACUAAGAUCAAGCAUCUGUCCUCUGUUCUACAUAAAAAGGACAAACAUUCGAAGAAGGGACUGAUAGCAAUGGUGCAUAGACGGAAGAAACUGCUCAAGUAUAUGAGACGAACGGACUGGGAUUCUUACUGCCUUUCACUGUCAAAGCUCGGACUUCGUGACAACCCAGAUUACAAGUUUUAAACUUCUUGAUGCAAGUGACACAAUGAAUCGUGACCUCACAGUAAAACACUCUUUUUGUUCUUUCAUUUUGUCAAAAGAGAUAAUGUGGGUCUCUCUUGUCCAUCAUUUUGGCAGAGGAAAGUUGUUCUACUACAGUUAAUGUUGCAUGCUGUUUAGGCAAAGAGUCUAACAUUGUGGGAAGUUUGAUAAUAAAGUUAAAAUUUGAUAACA